Molecule: messenger RNA, 759 nt
Organism: Penicillium cataractarum
Lineage: Eukaryota; Fungi; Ascomycota; Eurotiomycetes; Eurotiales; Aspergillaceae
Product: putative heme/steroid binding domain protein
Exons: 2
Coding region: 1-759 (252 amino acids)
Cellular component (GO): membrane; endomembrane system
Source: RefSeq, a predicted model, not a curated record
AUGUCAGAACUUCGCCAGCGACAGCCUGCAACAUCCGCGGGGUCCGACCGAAAUGCAGAAUCAACCACACCCCCCAGACAAGAACGCCGUGCCGACAGGGAAGAAAGCCACGGUCCCAGCACCCUCGACAUCAUCCGCAUCAUCGCCACGUUGAUCCUCGCAUCGUGCGGUCUCUCCUACUACAUCACCAACUCUGAAUCUCUACUAUGGGGCUACAGACCCUGGUUCACUCGAUGGCCCGUUGUGAAAACAUACCUGAACGGCCCAGUUAACCUCACACCCACCGAACUCUCCCUCUACAAUGGCUCCGACCCCUCCCUCCCAAUCUACCUCGUCGUCAACGGCUCCAUCUUCGACGUCUCCGCAAACCCGGCCAUCUACGGACCCGGCGGGAGCUACAAUUUCUUCACCGGGCGCGAUGCAACCCGCGCCUUUGUGACGGGCUGUUUCAAGGAGGAUCUAACGUCGGACUUGAUUGGGGCAGAGGAAUUAUUCGUUCCCGUUGAGGAUGUCGAGGAUGAGGGUAUUACGAGUGCGCAGAAGAAGAUUCGUCGGGAGCGAGAGGUUCGUCUUGCAAGGACGGCGGUUGAGAAGACUGUUGAUCGGUGGGAAGGGUUCUUUAGGAACCAUAAGAAGUAUUUCCAGGUUGGGAGGGUGGUGGAUGAUGGGGUUGUUGAUGUGGAGAAGGGGAAGAGGGUGCUUUGUGAGAGUGCGCAGAAGCAGAGGCCGAAGAGGAGCGCGAUGAAGGAAGAGGAGUAG